AUGUCGAAUUAUUAAAAAAUCUUAAUAAAGAUGUUAACAAAAAACUAUGUAACAGAAUCCUUCUUAAGAGGAGGUGGAUGUGGAAAUUCAAAAUCGAAUCCUGUUUAAGUAUAAAACUCCAAUAAUAUCCAACCAAAUGUUCAUGAGUUCUUUUCAAGAUUUAAUUAUUAUAUUUCUAUAAUAGAUUCUAAGUCUCAUAUGACUGCUAAUGAAUAGGAAUCUUAAGAAAUAAUGAUUGCUAUUCAAUGGUUUAUUUAUUAAGAGGAAAAUAUCUAUAAUCUCAAUAAGAACACCUAAUAUGUCAAGAAAUCAUACGACCUAAUUUUAGAUGGAAUUAUUAGACUAAUAAAGAGCUGUUUAAUAUAUAUUAGAACAGAUUCAUUUAAAUGUUUGUAUAUCCUGUAGAUUACAUCAUCUUUAUCUAAAGUAAUAUUUAGCUUCCAUUUGAUUAAUGAAGAGAGAUUUAUGAAUAGUGAAACCUAAAGAUAGUUUUUAUAGAUUUCAUCAGAACUAGAAUAAUUAAUGGAAAUAGAAAAAAAUGAUUUAAUUUAAAACUAAAUGGAACUAUAUCUUAAUUUAACAAAUACUUCUUUUGAAAUAGCUCCAACAAAUUAAGAAGAUAAAGAAGAAAUUUUAAAAGGAUGUUUAAAAGGUAUAAUAAAAUAUAUAUUAACAUUGGGUGAAGAUGUUGAUUUAAUAGAAUUAUUAUUUCAAGGAGCUUGUCUUUUGUAAAAAAUGUCAACUGUAAAUUAAAAGAAAAAACAAUAUGAAGUAUAUUAUUAAUUAGAUAUGUUAUAAUGGGAAGUGAUAAAUUAUUUUAAAAAUUAUAAAUAAAAAGAUCUUGAAGAAAUACUUUCAUAAAUGGAAAUGAUUUAUGAUAAAUUAGUGAAAAAUUCUAAAAAUUGGAAAGAUCAUUAUUGUUGGAUUUAAAUGAUUGGAAAAAUCUUAAUUUAUAAUCCUUUGUUAACAAAAACAAAAUUAAUUCAGACAAAUAAAUAUCUAAAUUUAGAAUAGAAUUCAUCAAGUUCGCAAUGGAAAGAAUAUUAAAAAAAAGGAAUUAUAUUUUAAGUGAAUCAUAGUCAUGAUUAAGCUAUCAUUCUAUUAAACUAACUUUAAAAUAAAAAAUUAUUAUAAAAUGAACUAUUAAUAAUAGAGGAUAGUUUUAAAGGAUGGGAAAAUUUUAUUUAAUUUAAAGAAUUUUUAAUGAAUGAUUAAAAUGAAAAUAAUUAAUACACCUUUGGAUCAUAUUUAAAAUGUAAACUAGAAUUAAAUAGUAAAAAUAUCAACAAGGAUGAUAUUUAUGCAAUUAAUAAAAUUGAAAAGUUUUUAGGUUUCAUUCUCCCAAAUAAAUAACUAAUAUUAAUUAAAUAAAAUGUUGAAAAGCUUGGAAUUGUACUUAAAUGCUGGUAAAAUCUUACAAAAAAUAAAAAAGCUAAUACAAGGAUAACUUAAGUCACUUGCCAAUAAUAAAUCUAAAAGCUAAUUAAUAAUCUCUUAGAAUAUUAUCAAAAUACAUUAAAUAUACUAAAAAUUAUUAAGCUUAAUUAAAAUAAACACUUUUUUAAUGUUGAAUUUCUCUAAUAAUAAAAAUAGAUGGAAUAAUUUAAUAAUUUAUAAAAAUUGAAAUAUUUAAUGAAACUAUUAGAAUUAAUAUUAUAAUAAGAAAUCUAAGAAUUUAAAGAAAAAAUGGAUGAUGAAAAAAGUCAAACUUUGAAACAUAGUGAUAAAAUUGAUGAUAUAGAAAUACUUUAAUAAGAAAAAUAGUAUAUUAUGAGGGAAAUAAAAAAACUUAAUGAUCUCUAAGAUGAAAAAUUAUAACUUGCUAAUAAUUUAUAUUCUAAACUCUCUUUUUUACCAUCUACUUCUCAUAAUUAAAAAGAUUUUAUGAAAAAAGCUUUAAGUAUGAUUUAAUUUAUAUAAAUUUCUGAAAAAGAAAUCUAUGAGUUAGAGAAGUUUGCAAUUCAAAACAGUAAUUUAAUUUAAUGUUUUAUUGAUUCAUCAAAUAAUCUUAUUAUGUAUUAUUAAACAAUAGGUGAAGAUAUAAACUUAGAAUUCGAUAAAAUAAUUAAGAUUCUUAAAGAAAUAAUAACUAUAAAAUAUGAAAUUGAGGCUAUUAAUUAAACUAAUGAAUAAUCUUUUAAUAUUUAAUAUUUAUUUUCUAAUCGAUCAUCAAUUUAAUAGAUUUAUAACUUUAAAUUUAAAAUGUUAAAGUUGUAAUUAAUGUUAACGGUAUUUAAUGACUCCUUCAAAAAUAUAAUAACAUAAGCCUAAUCAGAAUAAUUAUUAUAAUUAUAAGAUGCUAUUAAUUUGAAUUAGUUUCUACUUGAUGUAAUUAACGAUUAUCCAAAGAGAAUUAUUAAAUGUAAUAGUAAUUUAUAAAACUAAACAAGAAGUGAAUUAGAAAGUUUGAAAAUGAUCCAAAAUGAAUAUUAAAAUAAAUUUUCAAAUGCAAAAGGAUUAAUAGAAUAUUUAAUAGUGAUAUUAAAUUUGGAAGAAUAAUAAAAUGAUUCAGAGAUUACAGAUUUAAAGUUACUUGAAAAGGAGUUUGGAGAAGAUUAUGAAGAAGCUUCUUUACAUUAAUUGAUUGAAAACAUGUAGAAAAUAAUUAUAUUAAUAAAUGAAACAAUGAAAAAAACAAUUGAAGUAAAUUUUAAUCAAUAAUACUAAAAAUUUGAAUUAGAAAAGUAUGAACAUUUUUUGAAAUAAUUUAAAAUAUUAUUAGAAACCAAUAACAUUAAAAAAUUAAUUGUAGUCAACUUAGAAAAAAUAAUAAAUUAGUUAUAAAUAAUUGUAUAAAUUUUGAAUAAGUCACUAAAAUAAAAUUUUGAAAUAUUUCAGAUACUUAUUAUUGAAGAGCUUGGGAAAUUAAGAGAAAUAAUAAAUUAAUAAAAUGAAAUUUUGUUAAAAUAUCAGGAAAAUAAAAUUUAAUAAAAUAAUCAAAAGAAUUAUAUUAAUAGCAUCAAUAUAAUUUUAAAGAUUUUACAAAUUUAGUAAAUAUUAAUCAAAGAAUAGAAAAACUAUUUAGUCUAAUUUCUAUAAGAAAUUGUAGAUUUUUCAAGUUAGAUUAAUCUUAUAUAGAGUUAUAAUGUAGAAAAAUAGAAAGAUAUAACAAAAUUUUUUAAUUUAUCUUAUUAAAAAUAAAUAAACAACUUUAUCGAAUUAUAAUAUACAAUCGGAAAUCUAAAAUGUCAUUUUUAAGAAAAUGAAAGUUCCCUUAAUUAUUUAGAAAGAAUCUUAAUAGAUUUAUAAUAAGAUAUAACUUAAAUUAAAAAAGAUGGAGGUAAGCCUAAUAUCUAUGAUUUACUUAAUAAAUAAAAAGUCAAAAUUCAAAACCAAUUAGAAGAGAAAAGUUAUAAAUAAUAAGAACUGUUUAUUGAAUAAGAAUUUUAUGUUUUACAAAUUUAUAAUAUUAAUUAAUUGGAUGGUUUACCAUAAGAAAUUGAUGGAGAAUCAAAUUAACAGUUACUCUUAUCGGAUUUUUGGAUUUAAAAAUUAAAACAUAAUAAAAAAAAUGAAGAAUGGAAAAUUAAAGAAGGAUUGGUAUUUGCAAUAAUAUAGAUUUCAUCAAAUUGCUUCACAGAUACAAUCAUUUCAUUUUGUCAAAAAGCCCUCAUUUAAAUUUGGGCUAAAGAAAAAGAUUAAAGAAUUAGAAAUCUAUUAAAAAACAAAAGAAUUAUAAGUUUGCAGAUGCAAUUACUGCAGAAAGAUUGGAAGACUUAACAUGAUAGAAUAGCAGAUGAAAUGUAAAAUAUGCUAAAUAAAAUUGAUGAUUUGUAAGAAUAAAUCUCUCAUGAAAUUAAUCACAAUAAACGAGAUCAAUAACUGUAGAAAUUAGAUUAAACUACUUAACAACUUGAUGAAUAUAUUGAAAAUAUAAGUGAUAUGGGUUAAUAACUUAAAUUAAUAACAGAUUUUUUAAAUUAUAUAAGAAAGGGUUUAACAAGAUUUGAGAGAAAAAUUAAUAUUAUGAAAGAAUAAUUAAAUAGUAUGGGCAAUGAUAUCAAAUUUUUGAGAGGAAAAUCAGUUGAUUAACUAUUUGAGAUUAGAAAAUGGAAGGUUUUAAAAGAAGCCGCAUAAAAAAAUAUAAAGUCUAUUUAUAUUCCAUUAAAAACUUAAGAAAAAGGUUAAUUAAAUCCUAGUAGUUUAAUAAAUUUAGAAUAAUUUGAUGAUAAAGUAGGUGAGGUAAAUGAAUUUUUGUUAGAUGAGAAGGAGACAGUAUUGUUGAUUCAUGGAGUUGCUGGAUCAGGUAAAAGUACAACAGCUAAGAAAUUAGAAGAGUUUAUUUGGAAAUUGCAUGAUAACAAUAUAAAAAUUAGUAAUCAAAUACUCAUACCUGUUUAUAUUUCCUUACCUUCUUUAAAAAAUCCUGUUUUUCAAGCUGUAGAGGAAACUCUUCACUAGGAUGAAUAUGGUUUUGAUGAUCUCUAAUUAAAAGAAUGUAAAGAAAUGCUUGAGAAGAAAGAGUUUCGAUUCUUAUUUAUAAUGGAUAGUUAUGAUGAAAUGAAAUUAGAGAAUAUUUAAAAAAAUUUAUAUAUUACUAACAAACUUAAUUAAAAUUGGUCAAAUCCUCUGGUUAUUUUUACUACAAGGAGUGAAAUUCUUACUACUAGUAAUUAUAAAGAAUGGUUUGUGCCAGAAGAUAAAAAAUAAAUAAAAGAAGUUUAACUUCUAAAAUUUGAUGAAAUGUAAAAAAAAGAAUAUCUAACAAAAUUCACAUUAUUAAGUAUUAAAGUCCUUGUUUUUGAAAUAUAUGAAUGGCAAACAUAAAUGAAAUAUCAAAGUUCUAUUGAUAUCUAAAAUUUUGAAAAAAGUUGGGAAAAAUUACACACAGAAGUUUUGAAACAAUUUAUAACAAAUGUAAAUUCUGAGUCACUAUUGAACCAAAAAUAAAUAGAAAGUAUUUUCUUGUUUUUGAAAAAUGAUAAUCAUAUUGCUUUAAAAAGUAUUGAAGCUAUAAGAAGUCUUGGUGUUAAGUUGUAAAAACUAUGGAGUGUAAGAAAGUAUGAAAAUAUGAUAAAGAUGAUAAACUUGGAUAAAUUAAUAUAAACCCCUUACAUGAUGGAGAUAAUUGUUUCGGUAUUGCCCUUGAUGAUGGUGAAAAAAACUGAAAUUAUCAACUUAAAAUAAAACUUUAUUAAGAAUUUCUCAAAAAUGUAUAGAGAAUUAUUAAAAAGUGAAUACCUAAUUAAAAUGUAUGCUAAUAAUAAUAAAAAUUAAGAAGCUAGUAGACUAGAAAUGUAAUUUAUUGAAAAAUAUGACUACAUUUAAACUGCAAUUGAAAUUUGGAAUAAGAUGGAAGAAAAUUAAAUUCCAAAUCAAUUUUAGAUAUCUUAAGAAAUUAAUGAACUAAAUAUAAAGUUAAUCAAGAUAUUUUAACAUAAUUAUAAAAAUAUUCUAGGAAUAAAAGAUGAAAUUAUUUAAAAAGUAUAAAUAAACUUUGAAAGAUUGAUUGAGUUGAUAUGUGAUGCAUUAAAAGAAUAAAAUCUCACCAGUUAUGACUUUUAUGAUGAGUUUAUAAAAUAAUAUCAUUUGAAAUAAAUUGAAAAAUAGAGGAAUUUAGGAAAAUCUAUUAAUACUGACCGUUUUCUUUAUGAUCUAUAUAAAUAUUCAAUAAAGCUGGCAAAAUAAAUGAGCAUUAAAGAAAUGACUUAAGUUUAAUAUAAAUAAUAAGGGUUAUUGUAUAAAGUUGAAAAUGAGGAAGAAAAAUGGUUAAAUGAAUUCUUUAAUGAUGAUGGUUAAGAUGGAUCUUAUAAAAUAGAUAUUAGAAGUUGUUCAUUAAUCUAAUAAAAAGGAGCUAACUUUUAAUUUGUUCAUAAAUCUAUCUAGCAAUUUUUAAUUUCAGCAGACCUGUAUGAAUUAUUAGUAUUGUCAAAGGAUCUUGAUGUGAAAAUAUUUAGCAAGUUGAUUGAAAUUUUCAUAUACGAGAAAGUUAUAGAUUGUUUAGGGUUUCUUUAAAAUGAUGUAAAUCAAAAGCAUUACGAAUUCUGUAUUUAGCUAGAUAAUUUAUCUCUCUAUGAUAAACAAUAGAAAUUGAAUAUUAUAGAAAAAAACAUAAAGAAUAUUACUAAUAUUGUAAGAAUGUUAAAAUAACAUGACCUAAAUUUAAUUAAUUAUUCCACCGAAAUUUAUGUGGAAACUAGAAAACAAUUAAUUUAAUAGAUAUUUUAAGAAAAAAAUAUUAUAGAAUUCUUAAAAUUUAUUGUUCAUCUCACAGCAUUUGAUCAAAGUUUCAUUCAAAGUGGUUCUAAUUCUCUUAAUUUAUUAGUCGAAAUGAAAGUUGAUCUGACUAACCUGUGCUUUAGGAAUAUCAAGAUCAAAAAUACCUCUUUAAUAGGAGCUAGCUUUGUUAAAUGUGAUUUAAGUGAAUCUUAAUUUGAAAAUGUAAAAAUUAAUGGAAUUAAUUUGAACGGUGCACAAUUAUUCAAUUGCAAAUGGAAAAAUCUGUAAAUGAAUGAAUUGCAUAAGUUAGAAGGACAUACUAGCGAUGUCAAUUCAGUAUGCUUCUCUCCUGAUGGCACUAUGUUAGCUUCUGGUAGUGCAGAUAAGUCCAUCCAUUUAUGGGAUGUAAAGACAGGAAAAAACAUAUCCAAAUUAGAAGGGCAUAGCCAUUGGGUGAAUUCUGUAUGCUUCUCUCCUAAUGGUACAUUAUUGGCUUCUGGUAGUUGGGAUAAUACAAUUCGUUUAUGGGAUGUAAAAACAAAUUAAGUAAAAUUUAAACUUGAAAAAUAAACGAAGUAUAUAUAAUCAGUUUGUUUCUGUCCAGAUGGCAAUACAUUAGCAUCUGGAGGUUCAGAUAAUACUAUUCGUUUAUGGGAUGUAAAGACAGGACAAGAAAAAUCAAAAUUAGUAGGACAUAAUGAUAGUGUUUUCUCAAUAAGCUUUUCCCCUGAUGGUACUAAAUUAGCAUCUGGUAGUGCUGAUAAAUCUAUUCGUUUAUGGGAUUUAAAAACAGGAAAGGAAUAAUAAAAAUUAGAAGGACAUAAUGAAAGUAUCAAUUCAGUGUGCUUUUCGCCAGAUGGUACUACAUUGGCAUAUGGUUGUAGGGAUUGCACUAUCCAUUUAUGGGAUAUAAAGGCACAAGUAGAAAAAUAUAAAUUAGAGGGACAUAAUUCUUACGUCUUAUCGGUAUGCUUCUCUCCUGAUGGAACAAAACUAGCAUCUGGUAGUUGGGAUAACACUAUUCGUUUAUGGGAUGUCAAUACAGGACAAGAAAACUCAAAAUUAGAAGGAUAAAGUGAUGGCAUCUAUUCUGUAUGUUUCUCUCCUGAUGGUACAAUAUUAGCAGCUGGAAGUGCUGAUAAAUCUAUUCGAUUAUGGGAUGUAAAGACAAAACAAGAAAAAUUACAAUUAGAAGGACAUAGCGAUAGUGUUAAUUUUAUAUCUUUCUCUCCCGAUGGCAUUUCAUUAAUAUCUGGAGGUUCUGAUAAUUUUAUCCGAUUAUGGGACAUCAAGACUGGAUAAGAGAAAUUACAAUUAAAAGGACAUAGUAAGUAGGUUUAAUCAGUAUGCUUCUCUCAUGAUGGUGCUACGUUAGCAUCAGGUAGUUUUGAUAAAACGAUCCGUAUAUGGGAUCUAAAGACAGGACAAGAAAAAUUAUCAUUAGAAGGACAUAGUGAGAAUGUAAAUUCAGUAUCCUUUUCUCCGGAUGGUACUAUAUUAGCUUCUGGAAGCUCUGAUUAUAUAAUUUGUUUAUGGGAUUUAAGGAAAGGAUAAAAAUAGUCAUCAUUAGAAGGACAUAGUGAUAGUGUUAUUUCGGUAUCUUUCUCUUCUGAUGGGAUUAUAUUGGCAUCUGGUAGUAGGGAUAAUACUAUUCGGUUAUGGGAUAUUAGAAGAUUAUAAGAGAAAUUUAAAUUAGAAGGACAUAAUAAUUUUGUCUAUUCAGUAUGCUUUUCUCCUGAUGGAAAUACCUUAGCAUCUGGUAGUUGGGAUAAUACUAUUCGCUUAUGGGACGUUAAGAAAGGAUAAAGGAAAUUACAAUUGAAAGGGCAUAUAAAAUAAGUAUAAUCACUAUGCUUUUCUCCUGAUGGUACUAUUUUAGCAUCUGGCGGAUGGGAUAAUGCUAUUCGACUAUGGAAUGUUAAGACAGGAGAAGAAAAAUUUAAAUUAGACGGACAUAUUAAUUAAGUUCUUUCGGUAUGCUUCUCCCCUGAUGGUUUUACAUUAGCAUCCAGCAGCGCAGAUAAAUCAAUUCGUAUAUGGGAUAUAAAGGAUGCAUUAUCAAAUCAAAUUUCUAUCCAUUCUAAUUAAGAUAUACUAAUUUAGAAUUCAGAUUAUUAAGACCCAUUAGGAAUCAGUAAAAUUAAGUAUUAGUAAUAUUUUAGUUAGUAAUAUUCUUACAAUUGUACUUAUUUCCCAACAAGGACUUUUAGAAGCAUAAGGAACGCAAAUACAAAAAGGUUCAUUCACCAAUCAUUUGGGAAUGGAUAUGAGAAUUCAUUUUAAACAAAAGGGAGCCCAUCUAUUGGAACAUUAGCUAGAGUCAGAAUAAAAAGCAGUUUAAAUUUGA
Paramecium primaurelia is the source of this 8506-nucleotide messenger RNA. The record is from the annotation of a GenBank genome assembly. NCBI's taxonomy places the organism in Eukaryota, Ciliophora, Oligohymenophorea, Peniculida, Parameciidae.